Sphaeramia orbicularis (orbiculate cardinalfish) is the source of this 2179-nucleotide messenger RNA. RefSeq names its product rho guanine nucleotide exchange factor 19. The record is from RefSeq and is a predicted model, not a curated record. Bases 256 to 1872 code for a protein of 538 amino acids. Gene Ontology annotation, biological process: activation of GTPase activity. Lineage: Eukaryota; Metazoa; Chordata; Actinopteri; Kurtiformes; Apogonidae. Gene Ontology annotation, molecular function: guanyl-nucleotide exchange factor activity. Gene Ontology annotation, cellular component: cytoplasm; nucleus. The transcript has 12 exons.
CCGCUGCAUCUACAGGCACAGCUGCCUCUAGUUCUUGCAAUUGCUACUUAGUGAGGGUUCAGUCCACAUCCACCAGAGAUCACUAAUCUGAGUGAUUGUGAGGGACACGUGCAACAACCCAAGGCUGAAUUUUCAGUCCUUGAGUCACUGCCUAAUCAGUUUGUUAUGGCUUGGCGUGACCGCAGAGAUUAGAGGAGCCGCUGUUUGGAAGAUCAAUCGUCUUACUUAGAAAGAAGUCUAGAAGUGAAAGGUUUAAUGUCCCAAACACCAACCAUGGACAUACCGGAACAACUCGCCUCAAGGUUUCCUCCUUUGGAAACAGAUACUGAACAGGACUCUGGAGGCCUUGAUGAAAGCAGCAACACCAUGAACCAGCCAGAGGACAGUCAUUCCAUAGAUAUAUCUUCAGUCCUCAGGUCAGUGGCGAUAAACCAAACCUGGGAUUUUGAGAAAAUGUUCUCAGUUAUGCCCAAGCUGUUCUCUCUCCCAACACCUGAGGAGGAUGAGUCGGUAGCUGAUCAGAAUCAAAGCUCAGAGGGGACAACGGAUCCAGUUGAGGGCAGAGUAUGCGGCCCAUUUCAGUCCAAGUACAUGAAUAAUUUCCCUCUGUAUCAGCACUACUGGCUGAAGAGUUUGAAGAAUGACCUGCAUCAACUCAAAAAGCCUAGCCUCUCUGAGCUGAUGAACCCUGAGAAUCUGCAGGAACUUCGGUCUCAUUUUUCCCCUCGUCACCAAUUGGAGACAGUUUCCCCCCAUCUGAGACUUACACUGACACUCCCUUGUUCAAGUCCACCUACCCCGAUUAAGGUGACUCCGUCCACGCUUUGGCAAGAUCUGGAUGAGGUCAAAGCGUCUGGUCUACUUAGCACAUUGACCACAAGAGAGAUUCGCCUUCAAGAGACAAUGUUUGAGUUGAUGGGCUCUGAGGCUUCUUAUUUGAGGAGCCUCCAAAUCGCUGUUAAUCAUUUUUAUGUAUCCGAGGCUCUGAAACAAGCCCUGUCUCAAAUGGAGCACCACAUUUUGUUUUCCAACAUUCAGCGAUUGAUGGCAACAAGUGAAAGGUUUCUUAUGGAUCUGGAACUUCGGCUGGGAGAGAAUGUGUUCAUAUCUCAGGUUGGAGACAUUGUGCUUCAACACUGUCCAGCAUUUCACAGGCUUUAUGUGCCAUACGUGACUAACAUGAUGUACCAAGAGGCUCUUUUGAACCAGCUGCAACAACAGAACAAGGAAUUCAUGUAUUCACUUAAGACUCUUGAGCAAGAUCCAGUGUGUCAAAGACAGAGCUUCAAGUCCUUCUUGGUCCUUCCCUUUCAGAGAAUUACUCGCAUUAGACUCAUUCUGGAGAGCAUCCUGAAACUGACUGAACCUGAAUCCGAUUCAUUUCCAAGUCUUGAAAAGGCAAUAGAAGCCAUUCAUGAAGUGGUGAGGGAGUGUGACGAUGGGGUGAAGAAAAUGAAACAAAUUGAGGAAUUGAUUUGCCUGGAAACACUACUAGAUUUUGGCAAAGUUAAGUCAAUCCCUCUGGUCAUAAGUGGACGUUUUCUAGUCCGUGAGGGUCCAGUGAGACAGUUGAUAGUAGAAGGAACCAGCAUCCCAAGAACAACACUCAUCAGCGUCUACCUGCACCUCCUCAGCGACCUUCUGAUCAUCUCCUCUAAAAGGGAUGAGCAGUUCAUAGUGCUGGAUCAUGCUGAAUUCCCUACACAAGUGUGCACUGAGCAUUUAAACACUGAAGUCCUGGGUUUACCUUCAAAUUCCUUCAUACUUCGCCUCUUAAAGAGACGAACUGGACAACCCACUGCCAUGAUACUUGUUACAGACACAAGCUCAGCUAAAGAGACAUGGAUGAAGGCGCUGUCAUCGAAACACUGAUGAAAAGUGGGGAAACAAUUCUGCAAUUUUUAUUUUUCUACAUUGACUCUUUAACAUUUGACUGUUUAUACCUUAAAUAUCAGUGUUAACUUGCACAUUCACUUAUCUUUUCUUGAUUGCAUUUGACUGUUGAUAAAUGCAUUUGCCUAACACUCCCACACAACAUGAAGCUGAUAGACUUAACUGUUUGCAGACACAUGAGCAGUAAUAGGACACUUUUUUGGUGACACAUCAUGAAGGUCCUGGGUUCAAUUCCAGCAUCAGUUGAUGGGGGUGGGACCUUUCUGUGUGGAGUUUGCAUGUUCUC